AGAAUUAAUCUCACCUUGUGUCCCGUAGUUCCUCAUUGGAAUCGUUGAAAAUGCUGUUUGCUUAAUGUGUUUUAAUUUUUUUUCACAUUUAGCUAACUUUAGGAGGAGUUUUCAAGAACCACAAUGGUUACUAAAGAUUUUACCUUAUCAGUGGAGAAUGCAGGGAUUAUUCGCCUAUAUCUUCCCCAUCUUAAGUCUUUGUUUGGGGAUGUGCAUAUAAAUUUUGAGGGAACAGAUACGAGUUCCCGAACGAAAAUUGAGUGGGUUUGUUUAACUGGCCCAACUGGAGAAGCUUGCAAUAAAGUUAAGAACUACAUCACUUCUUUAACCAAUCCCAGUAACAAGGUGAUUAUUAAAAUCCCUGCAUGGCUACAGUCAGAACUCAUUCGCAAUGAUUCAAGUUUACUAAAAGAACUGGAAAGGGAAAGUGGUGCAGUUAUUGAAGUGGAGGAUGAGUCUGGUCAGUUAAACAUACAGGGUGUAGAUGAAUUAACAGUUGUAGUUGCAAAAUCACUUAUUGAUGAAAAAUUAGAAGAGGGGCAAAAGUCAACAAAAAACAAUGAUAUUACUAAACGAAAAAAUGAAUUAGAUGCAUCCAUCACAGAAGUAUGCGAAGGUGUCAAGCAAUUUGCCCUGAAACUAGGAUACGAUGAUAAUGAUAUUAUGUUAGCAGCAAAUAAGUGCAGUACCAAAGGUGAUCAUGUUAACGAGAAUACUCUUUUACAGGAGCUAGUCAAAAAUAGUCCACAAAAAUUGAAGGAAAAUUUAAAUCAGAAAGAUGACAAAUAUUUUCCUGUGGUUACCAGCACUGUUGGUGAAGUGACAUCAGCACAAACAACCCGUGUUUCAGCUGUGGUCAAUGAUGAUAUGCGGGAUAUCGUAAUUGAUGGUAGCAAUGUGGCUAUGUGUCAUGGACAUAAGGAAACAUUUUCUUGCAGUGGCAUCGACAUUGUAGUAGAAUGGUUCCGGCAACGUGGCCAUAAAAAUAUUGUUGUGUUUGUACCACAAUGGCGUCAAGAAGCAUCAACAACAGAAAGUCCAAUCACAAAUCAAGAUAUAUUGACUCGUUUAGAUAAGGAGAGAGUCUUAGUUUUUACUCCAUCACGUCGUAUAAAUGGUCGUCGUGUUGUUUGUUAUGACGACCGUUACAUUGUAAAACACGCAUUUGACACUGACAGUGUUGUUGUGUCAAAUGAUAACUUCCGCGAUUUGUGCAAAGAAUCAUCUGACUGGAAGUCAUUUAUUGAGCAGCGCCUACUGAUGUACUCUUUCGUGAAUGACACAUUUAUGCCACCAGAUGAUCCAUUGGGUAGGUGUGGGCCUACUCUAGAUGAAUUUUUACGGAAAGGCACAAAAAGUAGACCUUGUCCCUAUAAAAACAAAUGUACUUAUGGUAGUAAGUGUCGCUUUUACCAUCCGGAGAAAGAAGCAAGUAGUAGACAUGGACGUGCUGCUCCCUCACCUUCCAAUAGCUUUCAUUCAUCUCCAAGUCAAACAAAAUAUGUUCCUCCAAGUGCAAUGUCAUGUGCUGCAGAAUACAAGGCUUACGAUAGAACUUUUAGUAAUUUUCAGCAGGAUGUGAUAGCUCGAGGUGGCAUAUCCAUGUCGGAAAUGGGUGAAAAGGGAACAGAUGCAUACCCUGCCAGACAGGACUGGAACACUUUAGACAGAAAUAGUCAAGGAACUUCAUCUUAUAACCAACAUUAUUAUCAACCAAACUCAAGUGGGUACCAGUCCCAGCAUCACCCGAACAUGCCAGGUUAUUAUGUAACUUCCCAGCCUUCCUAUUCCCUGCCAUCCCAGUAUCCAUAUUCAACUCCAGAAAAUUCAUUUUCUCACCAAAGUAACGUUUAUGCACCACAUCAGCAAAACAACCUUGUAAUGCGACCAAAUCAAUCAAAUUGUCAGCAGUAUUCAACACCAAGGUCUUAUAAUCAACAUUUAAAUGUGAUGCCCGGUUAUGUUGAUCCGAGAAUGCUUAACCAAUAUUACAGGGCACCGACCAAUAUCCCUGUAAUGCAUCCUGUUGUUAUGCCGAUUGAAACCACGUUGGUCCAUGAAACAGUUGGCAAUCGCGAGUAUUUGCUUAGAUCUGAGCAUUACCCUUCGAAGGAAGACGUUCGGUUUAGUAGACUUACAGAAAUGUUUCCAGGAAGAGCGCAUGUGAUAUCAAAAGUACUGGCAGACCAUCCUAACGAAUCGAACCUUAAUGUUUUAGCUUCUUUUAUUUUAUAAUAAAAAUUAUAUAUAUAUAAUAACAUGGGAUGCGCUGUUGCAGAUGAAUAUUCUUUACGUAUCAGCGUAAUUUAAUUCUUUUUGUAUAUUUUUUUUAUAUGGGAGAAUGUCUGUUUUGAUAAAUCUUCUGUAUCGUGUACGAUUGUUGCGUGUUUUUUUUCACUAUAUAUCAUAUUUUAUAUAAAAAUGAGAGAAAUUUUAAAAUUUUAACUAGUAUGAAUUUUAAUCCUUAAACAGGAACAGACUUAGACGGAAUUCUAUUUUACGAUUAAUCCGGAUAAUCCAUAAUUUCUAACGCCAUUGCCAGCUAUAGAACUUUAAUUUAACCUUCUGACGCAAGGCACGAAAAGUAAUUGCGCGUCUAAUGUUAUCAACAAAGGUCUCAAUGAUAGGGAGGAUUAGUAACCUUGGCAUGGAAAUUGGUUAACUACUUAAAAUUAAGAAAAAACGCUUGACUGAAGUAAACAGAAAUUCUGGGGACUACAAUCAAUUUUCUAUAGUGGGCACCAAAAGAAAUUUAAAAAUAGAGUGUGUGUGUGGUAUUUCUUUUCUUUGAUUCUGUAACAGUCUGGCUUGGCUUUACAUCUUUUUUUUCUUUAUAAGAAACCUUAGUGAAGAAAUUCGUCACCGUGUGUUUAUUUACAUGAUUUGAAAUCCUCAAUUUUAAUGUUAAGUAAACAUAAAAUUUCAAUGAGAAUAUCAAAUGCUUUAUGUAGCUAUUUUUUACAAUCUUUUUAACCAAUAUUUGGACUUAUUAAAGAACUUACUUAUGAGCCCCCUUUUUUGCAGAAGUAUUAAGAUAGGAAAAACAACACUUUCUCUAAACAGGAAUUUAAAACGCUUUUGUUUACAGCAAAUUUCCGUUGUUAAAGUAUAUCCACUUUUUACAUGCUUGACUGAGUACGAAAUCAUUCAGUGAUUACAAUCAAGUUGCAUCAUCUUUGUCAAAGUGUUUGCUUUGUACCUAGAGCUAUAUAAGGACCGGUAUUUUAUUCUCCGACUUGGUGAUUCUAUUAUGGAAUUCCUGAUGUGACGCAUAUAUAAUUUAAACCCUAUGGUAUAUUAAGUAUAUAUAGAUAUAUGAUAUGUAAAGCUUUUACGAGACGACAUGUUUGAAGCAAACGCAAAAAAAUGCUCGACACUUUUUAUACCACACUAUAUUAUAUAGCUUGCUGUCUGCCUGUGAGCAAAAGAAAAUGGAACUGCGAGUAUCACGGGUGAAUUCCGCUGGGGUUUUCAACAGGCUCACGACGUUUUAAAAAGAAAAAUGAGGAAAUAAUGUCUCUCUAUUUAUGACAUCAUAUUGUAACAUGUGUUGCGUGUUUCCUCUGUCUGUUUUUUUCUCAAAAUAUUUUGAUUGGUUCCUGUUGGCAAAUCUGAAUAUAAAGGUGUACUUUAUAUUUUGCGUAUGUAUUUAUAUGUAUAUACAAAUAUCGCUGUUCAAAUUGUA
Hydractinia symbiolongicarpus is the source of this 3685-nucleotide messenger RNA. RefSeq lists its product as uncharacterized. The record is from RefSeq and is a predicted model, not a curated record. Gene Ontology annotation, cellular component: cytoplasmic ribonucleoprotein granule; nucleus. Lineage: Eukaryota; Metazoa; Cnidaria; Hydrozoa; Anthoathecata; Hydractiniidae. Gene Ontology annotation, molecular function: metal ion binding; RNA endonuclease activity; mRNA binding. Bases 124 to 2235 code for a protein of 703 amino acids. The transcript has 4 exons.